Molecule: messenger RNA, 1341 nt
Organism: Liolophura sinensis
Lineage: Eukaryota; Metazoa; Mollusca; Polyplacophora; Chitonida; Chitonidae
Product: rhodopsin-like
Exons: 3
Coding region: 1-1341 (446 amino acids)
Biological process (GO): G protein-coupled receptor signaling pathway
Cellular component (GO): membrane
Molecular function (GO): G protein-coupled receptor activity
Source: RefSeq, a predicted model, not a curated record
AUGCACCUUCUCCUUGACGCAGUUCAGCAGUACCAUGGUCAUGUUACAUCGCUUGAGCUAGGUUAUCUGUCCGAGGACUUGUUUCCCCCAGCGCAGCUGCUGAUAGAGAGACUUGUUGCCGGAGGGCACGUUGCCGAUUUCUCCGUAAAAGUGGUGCUAUGGAAACGUACAGCUCAGGUUGUCAAAACGUUUAAGACGUCUGAAGUCGGGGGUCAUGUGGGUCUUAUACUAGAAAUGCAAUUUUUCCAGGAAAAUUUACGCAAAGUCGAUCCAGUAACCAUACUGAUGGAUAACUACACCGAUUCCUUGUGGUCCAAUACGUCCGAAGAGAUGAGCAACUUCACGGAAGCCGCUGUUCAGCACGUCAGCGAUCCCAAGUUCCCUAAGGACUUGCUCAAUCAGUACGGAAUCUACGUUGCUGGAAUGAAUUUAAUGGCUUACCAGAACGUCAUCUGCAGCGUCGUCGGCAUACCAAGCAACCUGGCCAGCAUUGUCACCUUAAUGAAAAUCAAACCGAUGACUUCCUCGAUCUUUUUACUCACUUUUUUGGCCGUAGUUGACUUCAUCGUACUCUUCUACAAACAGCUGUUCGUCCUCAUGAUCGUGAAUUUAGAAUACAGGGUAUGGGAAAUUGGUUGUAAGUUCUACUUCUUCAUAGGCUCCAUUUUGGUGCAAUUCUCUGUAUGGCUCAUGGUGGCCUUAACCAUUGAACGAUUCAUCGCAGUCUGGUUUCCAUUGAAUGUGGCCAGCCUCUGCACGGUAAAACGAGCGAAGAUCACGGUCACCUGUAUGCUGCUCAGCCUGGCAUUGUUUAACAUACCCUACUGCGUGGCCGCUUCCGAACGCCAACAACCCAACGGCUUGUGGAACUGUGGAAUACACAAAGAUUUUGAGGCUUUUCUCGUCACAUGGUCCUGGGUGGACUCCACUAUCUACCUAUUCCUGCCCUGGCCCACUCUACUUUUCUGUAACGUCAUGAUUAUCAUUGGACUGCGGCUGUCCGCGCGUAAAAAAGAGUGUAUGACAAGCAGCACAAAUCAAACAGCAGAAUCGAAGCGACAGCAUCAAAGUGUCACUGUUAUGUUGAUAGUAGCAUCUAUUGCAUGUUUCUUAUUACUCACGCCAAACGCCGUUUUCUUCAUAUACCAGCGCUACUGGGAUGUUCAGUCGGAUGUGUAUCAGUACGCCUGUUACGUCUUUGUUAGCGCGUUAGUAUACUUUUUGUCCAAUUUCAACCAUGCCGUCAACUUCCUUUUAUACGUGGUUAGCGGCCGACGUUUCCGUCGUGUGUUCAUAGCGCUGAUCACGUGCCGCGGUUCCGAAGAGGCGCUUCGUGGCUAG